UGACGUACCCGUAGAUAGUUUUCAAAACAGUGCUGCGCUGCACAGCUACCUUUCGGCGCAGGGUGCACUUCUCCUGUUAUCCAUAUGAGGUGAAGUCGGCUUGCGCUCUGAAGAUAUGGAGGACGAUUCAAAACCACUACUGGGGUCCAUGCGAGGAAGGGAACCUUCCAUAGAUUCACUGGAGCCAAGAGGAAGAAGGCCCUUUCAUGUAGAGCCCAAGAAUAUCGUUGAUGAUGGCACAGAGCGAGUGUCUUCAGAGGCUUCUAUCUUGAGCAGUAGAAUACAUUACUACGGGCGUCUAACCGGAUCGUCUGACCGAUUACUGGCUCCUCCAGACCAUGUGAUCCCACCUCCUGAGGAUAUCUACGUUUACAGCCCGCUGGGGACUGCAUUCAAAGUACAGGGAAAAGAUGGCGCCUCCAAAAAUCCCAGCAUUGUCACCAUUUUUGCCAUUUGGAACACAAUGAUGGGAACGUCGAUACUUAGCAUACCAUGGGGAAUUAAGCAGGCGGGAUUCACACUUGGGAUUAUCAUUCUAAUCGCUAUGGGGUUCCUCACCUUAUAUUGCUGUUACAGGGUGCUAAAGUCAACCAAAUCUAUACCUUACAUGGACACUUCGGACUGGGAGUUUCCAGAUGUAUGUAGAUAUUAUUUUGGGUCAUUUGGGAAGUGGUUGAGCCUCAUCUUCUCAAUGGUGUCCUUAAUUGGUGCGAUGGUGGUCUAUUGGGUGCUCAUGUCUAACUUCCUGUUCAACACGGGCAAAUUCAUCUACAACUAUGUCCAUCAUGUUAACAUGUCAGAUCAUGAAUUUGGUACAAAUGGAUCUGAAAGAGUCAUAUGUCCAUUCCCUGAUACUGAUCAUGGCGGCAAUGCCACUGUCCAGCUGCACGGAAGUGGGAACAGCUCCACGGCUGUGUUUGACCAGUGGUGGAGCAAAACCAACACCAUCCCCCUCUACCUCAUCUUGCUGCUCUUCCCCCUCCUCAACUUCCGCUCGGCCUCUUUCUUCGCCAGGUUCACCUUCCUGGGUACCAUAUCUGUGGUUUAUCUUAUCGGCCUGGUGACUCUAAAAGCUAUUCGGCUGGGUUUUCACCUGGAAUUCCACUGGUUUGAACCCUCUAAGGGUUUUGUUCCAGAGUUCAGAGUGCUGUUCCCACAGCUGACUGGGAUUCUCACACUGGCCUUCUUCAUUCACAACUGCAUCAUCACUCUCAUGAAGAGCAACAAGCACCAGCAGAAUAAUGUGCGGGACCUGUCUGUGGCCUAUCUACUGGUGGGCCUGACUUACCUCUACGUGGGAAUCCUGAUCUUUGCGUCUUUUCCUUCACCAGAACUGUCCAAAGAUUGCAUUGAACCAAACUUCCUGGACAAUUUCCCCAGCAGCGAUGUGUGGGUGUUUGUGGCUCGCAGCUUCCUGUUGUUUCAGAUGACCACUGUCUACCCGAUGCUCGGCUACCUGGUCCGUGUGCAGGUCAUGAGCCAAGUCUUUGGCAGUAACUACCCAGGUGUCUUCCAUGUCUUCGUGCUCAAUGUCGUCAUUGUUGGGUCUGGUGUCCUGAUGGCCAAGUUUUACCCCAACAUCGGCUCAAUUAUAAGGUUCUCCGGGGCGAUGUGUGGUCUGGCCUUGGUGUUUGUCCUUCCCUCGCUCGUCCACAUGAUCGCGCUGAAGCGGCGGGGGGAGCUGCGCUGGCCCUCGGCCCUCUUCCACAGUUUCCUCAUCGUCCUGGGUGUGGCCAAUCUGGUGGGCCAGUUCUUCAUGUAGCCUUGCCCCAGAGCAGGCUGGGAAAUGUAGUCCUGCUGCCCUUCUGAGGCAGAACAAAUACAGUAGCUCUCCCUGGGGAAAUGUGAAACACAGAGGGGCCUCUUUGUGAAAAGCACAACAGUGGGUAUACACAUUUGUAGACUUUAUUUUAACCUUUUAUUGUUUUGGCUUCAAUAGAAGGUCAGUUUUAAGUCCAAUUGCUACCAUGCACAAUCAUGGAGUGGUUGAUUUCAAAUUGAAUAUGCAAAUGUCGAUGCAAUUUUCUGUUUAUUUUAACUUGGAGAGGAAGUAGAAAAUGGUGCGUAAGACAAUACUGAACAAAUCUAUUUUGUCAGGGAUGUCAGUGUAAACAACCUUGCCAGCUAUAAUUGUUAUAAUUGUUUUUAUUUUGUUUUAUUUUAUGUCUGAAGUGACUUUUGUAUGAGUCACACUGCAUGUGGAGCUACGUCAGUGUUUAUGGUUGUUAACAGUGUCAAUGGCUAAACGACUUCAUGACUGACAUUAGUUUUGCGUUGUUGAGCGAUAUUUGUUGAGGUGUUUCCCCAGGGAGUGCUCUUAGUUCUGACCAGUGUGUCCUUCAAUGUCUUGCAGUACUAUUACAAACAGAUCAUUGAUCGGUUGAUCGACAGUGUACACUACUAAUCAUUGUAUGUCAUGGUGUGACCACGGAAGUGUUGGUGUUCUCUUGUUGCUUGAAAGUAUUGCCUACCAUAACCUCUCAGUUAUGCAAGUCGUUGGAUGCUAUAGCUUUAACUUCCAGAGAGAUGCAUCCAACUAUUCCAACCUGAGGCUUGUAUGUGCAACUUUCCUUACUGAAUAUUGAGCAUCCACAGAAGGGGUAUUUUUGUUUUGUUUUGUUCUUUUUUUUCUGACAAUUUUCACAGCACGGUUCACCGGUGAUCUAAUAUGCAGGAGGUAAUAAGUUUUACUUUGUUUUACGUUGUAUUUAAAAUUGUGAGACAUAAGGGGUGUCAUCAGUGGUAUGUUGCUGUCAUGUUUUUUUCUGUCCUUGGUUAGAUGAGUAUUGGAACAAGUGGAAUCACCAUUAUUCAGUGUAUUCAUUCCUGUGUUGAACAGAACCAGCUCCCUUUUCAGCUCUUUUAUUUAUACAUUUGAACAUUUUGUUUUUAAUCAUAUCAGGAAUAUUUAUAUAUUUUUUACUUCUUAAUCCCUAUCUAUCUCCUCCCAUAGAGGUUAUUUCUUUCAUCUUUGAAGCCAUACAGUAAAAUAUGUUUACAGGUGCUGUUGCUGUUGUACAGUAUGUAGUUGAUUCUCAUGGGUCUUGAGUGAGUAUAUUGUCCAAAAUGUCACAAUGAAGUUCACUCAACAUCCAUCAGCAUAGGACAUUCUACAUCCAAAAAACAGACCAGACAAUUGGCUGUUCUCUGAAGUCUUCGAACAUGAGCGAAUGAAUGUAUGAAGGCAAAGAUGUCUGGUUUCUCAUGUUGUUUUGGCCUCAUCUGUACAUAACGUAGAGGAUGGAAAAAGGGACUUUGGGUUUGAUCCGGGAACGAUUCUUGGCAACCAGACCUGUAACUGUGACAACGGAAGCAGCCACAACAACUCUUGUGUUGGUUAACAUUGCUAGCGUUAUAACUGCGGCGUAACAACCCUGCUGAGGGAUUUCUGCUUGGUGAACAUGUUAAGCCAGAUUUAGUGGUUGCUUAAUUGUUUUUUUAGAUGCCUACAAAUAUUUGCUGAAGUUUCACCUUUGCUGAAGGGGUCACCUAUGAUCUUAAUUUUGCACACAAUUUUAAACUCCAAAGGUUUAAUCUGUUUUGUAAAUAUGUGUUGCUCUGCUGGCAAUAUGUUUUGUUUGUUUCUGUACUUUUAGUGACAAUAAAUUCCCAUGAUCUUCAUGGAAACUGUC
Messenger RNA from Sardina pilchardus (European sardine), 3632 nucleotides. RefSeq names its product solute carrier family 38 member 9 (gene slc38a9). NCBI's taxonomy places the organism in Eukaryota, Metazoa, Chordata, Actinopteri, Clupeiformes, Clupeidae. Gene Ontology annotation, molecular function: L-amino acid transmembrane transporter activity. Gene Ontology annotation, biological process: amino acid transmembrane transport. The transcript is spliced from 15 exons. The record is from RefSeq and is a predicted model, not a curated record. Bases 116 to 1762 code for a protein of 548 amino acids.